This is a messenger RNA of Salvelinus namaycush (lake trout), 5845 nucleotides long. Its product is annotated as rho GTPase-activating protein 29-like. Gene Ontology annotation, biological process: signal transduction; activation of GTPase activity. The transcript is spliced from 24 exons. The record is from RefSeq and is a predicted model, not a curated record. The coding region runs from base 174 to 5198 and encodes 1674 amino acids. Gene Ontology annotation, cellular component: cytoplasm. NCBI's taxonomy places the organism in Eukaryota, Metazoa, Chordata, Actinopteri, Salmoniformes, Salmonidae. Gene Ontology annotation, molecular function: protein binding; GTPase activator activity.
GGAGAGUUGUGAACGCAGAGCGAGAGUUGUGAACACGUAGCGUAGCUCAAAACCCAUUGCUAAACACACACACACGACCGAAGCUAUUCUUCUCCCCGAAAGAUGUGAAUUUUCUCAUUUUUGGGGGGGGAGGGCGGAUUUUAUGAAAACGUUUCUUGAGAAUUUUGGUUGCAAUGCCAUUGAAGUACAAGUCAGGGUCACCGUCGGCUGGGUCAACAAAGACCUGGGACAUGGUCCGGAGCUCCAGGACUACUAACCCUCUGGGUAGUAUGGGGCUGGGGUUCACCGUGGUAGGAGCGCCUGGGGUGGAUCCGGACUACGUCAUGCAGCUGUUGAACGACGUGCGGAGGUUCGCAGACGUACUGCUCAGCCUUAAAGAAACCUGCCACUCUAAAGAGUCACGUGAUGCUCUCCCUCAGCGGGUACAGGAGAGGCUGGCAGAGCUGCUGCGUGUGCUCAAGUCUGUCAUCGGCAAACACCAGACCCUCAACUCUGUAGACAUCCUCAGGGCCGCUGGCACCGUCAUCGCUAAGGUCAAAGGCAUUAACUUCAAGGAGGGAAACCAAGAAAACAAAACCGCUAUAUUUGGCGAGAUAUACGCGUCCAUUGACACUUUGGCAUUCACAUUUGGCAAUGUAGUGUCUGACUUUCUUAUGGGAGAUGUGGACAGCCAAUCAGGGUGGGGGAUCCCACCGACCAGGAGAAGCAGGUCUUCUGAGAAUCUCUCUGUGGAUUCUGGGGGAUGUGUUCCAGAGAAGGAUUCUGGGUGGAAGAAUGACCUAGUGGGCCCAGAGGUGGCGCUGUCUGAGGAGGAGGAUGUUGACCUGACGCUGCAGAAGAACGACAGCGGGGUGGAGUCAGCUCUGCUCUAUGCCAAGGCCUGGUCUAAGUACACCAAAGAUCUGCUGGCCUGGGUCGACAAGCGCCUGGGACUGGACAUUGAAUGUGCCAAGAGCUGUGCCAAAAUGGCAGAAUCUGCAAAGAUGCUGGCGAGUCAACAGGACUACAUGCCAUUCAGGGAUACCUAUAUCUCUACGUUUAAGAAUGACACAGAGUACAGCCAACUCCUCCUGCAGACGGCCACUGCCCUGCAGACCAACAAAUUCAUUCAGCCGCUGUUGUCCAGAAAGACUGAGCUGGACAAACUGAGGAAAGACCUCAACGAGCAGUGGCAGAGAGAACAGAAGAAAAUGCAAGAGUCCGAGGCGGCGCUGCGUAAGGCCCAGUGGACCCAGACCCAGAAGACAGACGAGUACCAGAAGGCCCAGUCGUCAGCCAGCCGCUCCCAGGAGGAACAGCCCAGACAGCUGGACAAGAGGAGGAAACUGGAGGAAGAGGCUCUACAGAAGGCUGAGGAAGCGAGGGACCAGUACAGAUUGUGUGUAGCUGAUGCAGAAGUCAGGAGGGCAGAGCUGGCCAGCACCAAGACAUACAUCCUCACUCAGAUCAGAGAACUGCUGGCUCAGUGUGACCUCACACUCAAAGCUGUGACAGUCAACUGGUUCCAGCUGCAGCAGGCCCAGACCGUGUCUCUCCCCGUCCACUACCAGGCCCUAUGUGAGAAGGCUAAGAUGUACGAGCCUGGACAGAGAUACGCCGAGUUUGUCCGAAAUCUACCCAAAGAUCAGAUACACAUGGAGUCCUUCUCCAUUGAUGGACGGUUUGCUUUGUUCAGCAAGCGUUCGCUGGGCAGCACCAGUUCCCAUGGUAACUUGUCCCAGGUGUCCCUGACCUCCGAUGACGUCCUGAGUGGGGACGAGGUGGACAGUCCCCUGGGGUCGCGACCAGGGAAGAGGUCCAACAGCACCACAGACAUACAAGGUGACUUUAAACGCAGACUACCCAGAACCCCCUCCACUGGCACCAUGUCCUCAGCAGACGACCUGGACGAGAGACAACCACCCUCAGACAACGGUCUAGGUGAGAUGGUGACCGAGGCAGACGGUUCCCCUGGUCCGUUUCGUAACACCCAGAUGUCCAAGGCGUCUCAGACACACAAGCUGAGGAAACUCCGAGCGCCGUCUAAAUGCAGGGAGUGUGACAGUCUGGUGGUGUUCCACGGAGCAGAGUGUGAAGAGUGCUCCCUGGCCUGUCAUAAGAAGUGUCUGGAAACUCUGGCCAUCCAGUGUGGUCAUAAGAAGCUGCAGGGAAGACUACAUCUGUUUGGGAUAGACUUUACCCAGGCAGCUAAGAACAGCCCAGACGGGAUCCCCUUCAUCAUCAGGAAGUGUACCUCUGAGAUCGAGGACAGAGCACUCAACCUCAAGGGAAUCUACCGUGUGAACGGGUCUAAGUCUCGUGUGGAGAAGCUGUGUCAGGCGUUUGAGAACGGCAAGGACCUGGUUGAGCUCUCUGACCUCUCACCCCACGACAUCGGCAACGUGCUCAAACUCUACCUGAGACAGUUACCAGAGCCGCUGAUCCUGUACCGUUACUAUAAUGACUUCAUCGGAUUGGCCAAGGAGAGCCAGAGGGUGAUCAUCGAAGAGAAGGCUGCAGCCAGGGCCCUCCAGGACCAGGGGCGGCCAGGGGGAGAACAACCCCGACCAGGAGGCACCCAGCCUGGGGUAGAGGGAGAGCAGUCUCCCCUGAGAACCAGCCAGCCUGGAGGAGACCAGCCCAGUAUCAAACUCAAUCGAGUCAUCUUUAAGAUUAGAGACCUGUUACGACAGCUACCUCCUGCAAACUACAAGACCCUACGGUUCCUCGUCGCACACCUACACAGAGUGACAGAGCAGGCGGAGGAAAACAAGAUGACAGCCAGUAACCUGGGCAUUAUUUUCGGCCCUACGCUGGUCAAACCACGACAGACUGAUGCAGAGGUUUCCCUGUCUUCUCUGGUUGAUUACCCUUACCAGGCACUGAUGGUGGAGUUGCUGGUACGUCACUUCCAGAUGAUCUUUGACGUGGCCAGCACCGUCUCCUCUUCCUCCUCACCCACCUCCACGGCGGACCAGACCUCCACCUCCACGGCGGACCAGACCUCCACCUCCACGGCGGACCAGACCUCCACCUCCACGGCGGAACAGACCUCCACCCGACUCACCCUUCAGGAGGAGCAGAGACUCAACCGUCGCUCCGCCUCCCUGCUCGACAUCAAGGAGAGCACCGAAGUCUACAAGAGACACUCGUCGGUCAUCCCAUCCUCUCAUAUCCUGGAUGAGGUGAAGACAGGAAGGACCGGACCAGACAGGAGAGAGUUAACAGCCCUGGAGAGACUCAACGGCGUCGGCUCUGCUGCUGGUUCUCCCAAGGUACAGAGGUCUACCCUUGUGUUUGGUCGUCCCAGCAUCAAUCUCUCCUCCUCUACCUCCUCUACGGCCCCUCGGGUCCAACUUCGCACCCAGCGCUCUAGAAUACUGUUCCGACCAAUCAGCAUGCCCUUGGAGCGCCUGCCCCUCCCCACCCCCUCCCAGGUCGUUGAGAGGAACAGCAACGACGCCGCCAUGUUGGAUCCCACCACUGACUCCAUCAUGGAGUCGGCCGAACCGGAGAAGGAAAAGCCUCGGAUUGGUGAGGGGUCAAGGGUCAGUACCUAUUUUAUCACACCCUUCAAUCCCCAGGUCGUGCAGCGUAGGACCUGGGAUAGGAAGUAUAAACACUACGAUGUCACGCCACGCACCGCCAUGAUCAUGGCUAAUUUACCGCCUGCCGGUACUGGCCCCGGAACACAGCCGACAGGGAAGCAGCCGACGAUGCCGACACAACUGUCCGUGUCUGGGCCGACUAGCUCUGCUCUCCCAUCCAGUGGUAGUGUCGGCACCAUAUUACCCAACAGCCCGGUGUCGGUGAAGGCUGGCCAGACGUCCAGAAGAGACAGAGAGGAGACUAAGGACAGGCCUAACUCUGCUGCUGGAGGUGAUGGGGAGACAAGAACAUCUACCAACUCCCCCAUAGCGUUCAGACAACCAAGGAAUCUGCAGCCUCCGCCCGGAACCUUCUACAAGCCUCCUGGUUCUUCAGGCACGAGAGGCUGGCCAUCAUCAAGUACCUCUGGGACCACUAGCCCCAUCAAUAUGUCCCCAACUUCUACUGUUAAAACCUCUUCCCCGACUUUUCCUAAUGUUAAAACCUCUUCCCCGACCUCUCCGACCUCUCCUACUGUUAAAACCUCUUCCCCGACCUCUCCGACCUCUCCUACUGUUAAAACCUCUUCCCCGACCUCUCCGACCUCUCCUACUGUUAAAACCUCUUCCCCGACCUCUCCGACCUCUCCUACUGUUAAAACCUCUUCCCUGACCUCUCCGACCUCUCCUACUGUUAAAACCUCUUCCCCGACCUCUCCGACCUCUCCUACUGUUAAAACCUCUUCCCCGACCUCUCCUACUGUUAAAACCUCUUCCCCGACUUCUCCUACUGUUAAAACCUCUUCUCCGACCUCUCCUACUGUUAAAACCUCUUCCCCGACCUCUCCGACCUCUCCUACUGUUAAAACCUCUUCCCCGACCUCUCCUAAUGUUAAAACCUCUUCCCUGACCUCUCCGACCUCUCCUACUGUUAAAACCUCUUCCCCGACCUCUCCUACUGUUAAAACCUUUUCCCCGACCUCUCCGACCUCUCCUACUGUUAAAACCUCUUCCCCGACCUCUCCUACUGUUAAAACCUCUUCCCCGACUUCUCCUACUGUUAAAACCUCUUCCCCGACCUCUCCUACUGUUAAAACCUCUUCCCCGACCACUUCUACUGUUAAAACCUCUUCCCCGACCUCUCCUACUGUUAAAACCUCUUCCCCGACUUCUCCUACUGUUAAAACCUCUUCCCCGACCUCUCCUACUGUUAAAACCUCUUCCCCGACCUCUCCUACUGUUAAAACCUCUUCCCCGACCUCUCCUACUGUUAAAACCUCUUCCCCGACCUCUCCGACCUCUCCUAAUGUUAAAACCUCUUCCUCAACUUCUCCUACUGCUCUCCUCCUCCUCGCUUCCUCCCGUUCCUCCACCAUUACUUUCUCCUCUACCCCUAUGGUUACCACCGCCACCCUUCAGACCUCAAACCUCGCCAUACACUGUCCACAGGACUCAGUGGACAGCUCUGUUAGUGUUGACCCUGAGGUUAAAACCUCCGCUGACCUUCCACCUCCCCGGUCCCCUCCCCCCAGCAGCCCAGAGGACCUCAGCCCCACUGAGGCCAAACCGCCGCACCAAAGACUGAGACCCCGGCCCAAACCCAGCGCUCCCGGCGAGGCCCACUUUGUCUGAACCGUGAUGUCGUCACACACAGCUGGGGACACAGAAAACAACAACAGAGUUGGCCAAGACUGCCAUGAUAAAGGUCACGUUCCUCCCGACGACAUUGCAGACGAUCUCACAACACCUGAAAUAGGUACUAUCAGCUAACCACGUCAUAUGAUAUAGCCGUCUGAUGCCCAACUGCACAGUCCCGUGACGUGGCACACCACCAUAGGCAGUCAUUACUUUGCAUCAACCGAUCUCUUUCCUCCCUUUGCGUGGCUCUAGGGAACAGGGGUGAUUAUUGGGGGGGGAAAACCCCAACAGUGGCAGUCUUGAAUUACUGUUGACGUCUGUAAGCAGGAAGUCUCCCCACUGUGGAUGAUGUCAUAUUGCCGAGUCUACUUUUACAGCCAAAACCCCGUUUUUAUAUAUAUGUGUGUGUCUGUAAAUCAUUUCUACAGUGUGUAUCUCUGUGCCAGAUUGUAUAUUGGGAAAAUAACUAUUAUUUUGAUGUCAGAAGGAGUGUAAAAAGGUAGAACAGAAAAGUGUUACCUACAUGUGUUUUAAUAUAUUGUAUCGAUGGGCCAGUAACCGAAAGGUUGCUGGAUCGAAUCCCCGAGUUGACAAGGUAAAAAUCGCCUCUGAACAAAACAGUUAACCCACUGUUCCCCGGG